AUGUUGUUGGUCUACUUCAACCUCUACGUAGUUUCUCUGUUGGAUUCUACUCGAGAGAGGCGGAAAAAUGGUGUUAUCAAAAUAUUUAUUGCUGUUGUUUUUUGGCUGUCGCUGAGCUUAUUGAUUUUAUAUAACAAUAACAACACAGAUCAGGAAAGUAUUAUUGUUGCUACCGUAACUCCGGGAAAUCUGCUCCCCAGCGCUUGCGGUGGUCGCAAAGAGAUCGUUCACGUUGGUGGUAGACUUCCAUGCAACGGUAGUGUACACAGAAUGCUGAAUCUUACUGAAUCUGCUGCAAUUAACAGCGGAGCGAAGCUCAUUGUAUGGCCAGAAGCCUGGCUUAGUGGUUUCAACGACCAACAGAGUCUACAACUGUUCUUGGAUAAAGAAAUUGCCCCCGUUGUUAAACGACUUGGCGUUAUUCUCACAUUUGGUGCAACGGUUAAGCCUUGUGAAAAUCUUGCCGUCACUAUUGAUAACGGAGGUUCUAUUGUAAGUGUUUACGGAAAACAAUGCCCGUUUUGGAUAGCCGGUGAGAAAAGUUCUGCAAAAUAUGGUUUCCCGGUUUUCGAGCUCCCCAGUGUGCUCAGUAGUUCCCGACCGGAAUUAUCAGUGACCAACACUCUAGGAAAAGCCAGUACACUCAUUUGUUAUGAUAUGGAUUUCCCCGCUACUGUAAGAACAGUUGCUGGUCUCGGUGCGUCCAUAAUAGUGAAUCCCUCGAACGAUUGGAGCUCUAUGAGGAACCACUACGGUGUUAGUGUAUUUCGAGCGAUCGAAAAUAACAUUCCCAUUGUGAAAGCCGACGGGGCUUGGGACUCAGCGAUCAUCGAUGGUUCUGGAAAAAUUUUAACGGAGUUUCAAAGCAUUGAAGCUAUUGAAAAAGUUCUGGUGGCUAAAGUGAACCUCAAGGGUAUGUCUACUAUUGCUACUCUACUUGGUGAUCUAAUACCGUUACUGUGUUGUUCGUAUGUGGUUGUGAUUAUUAUGAUCAUUUGUGGUAGAACGUUGAGUGGACUGCUACAGAGCUGGAAAGAGCGACGACGAAGUCGAUCUCUGUAUGCGCCGAUUCUUGAUGGUGAAACUCCGUGA
Perkinsus marinus ATCC 50983 is the source of this 1092-nucleotide messenger RNA. RefSeq lists its product as hypothetical. The transcript has a single exon. The record is from RefSeq and is a predicted model, not a curated record. The coding region runs from base 1 to 1092 and encodes 363 amino acids. Lineage: Eukaryota; Perkinsozoa; Perkinsida; Perkinsidae. Gene Ontology annotation, biological process: lipoprotein biosynthetic process. Gene Ontology annotation, cellular component: membrane.